This is a messenger RNA of Dinoponera quadriceps, 729 nucleotides long. RefSeq names its product juvenile hormone acid O-methyltransferase-like. The record is from RefSeq and is a predicted model, not a curated record. NCBI's taxonomy places the organism in Eukaryota, Metazoa, Arthropoda, Insecta, Hymenoptera, Formicidae. Bases 1 to 729 code for a protein of 242 amino acids. The transcript is spliced from 5 exons.
AUGGUAGAUCCGUCAAAAUAUAACAACUCAAUGUAUUUUUACAUACCAUAUAUAUUUGAGGAGUUUGAAGAAGAAAUAAUGAAUAUGGCAGGAAAGUGUAUGGAUAUCGGUUGUGGUCCUGGUUAUCUUACAAGAUAUAUUCUUCUAUCUGCACUCGAUCCAAAAGCGGUAGUCGUUAGUAUGGAUAUUUCGGAAAACAUGAUCGGACAUGCCAAGGAAUAUAGUGACGAAGAAAGAUUUAGAUUCAAAGUAUUAGAUAUUGGAACUAAACAUAUACCUGAAAAAUAUUUUGAUGAAUAUGAUCAUGCAUUCUCAUUUCACGUUUUGCAAUGGUGCCCUGAUAUUCGACAAGCAUUUGAAAAUAUUUAUCGUUUACUUCGAUCUGGUGGAACCAUAUUAGCAUUAAUGUUUGAUUGGGUUAAACCUCAUAAAGAACUGAAAACAUUACUCAAAAGUAUUGGCUUCAAUGUUCUUCAUUGCAGUCAACGGAAGAGAAGCAUUACUAGCGAAGAUGCGCACAAGUUACCACAGAUGUUAUUAUCUUUUGUCACACAAUUCUUAGGAAACAUGCCCCAAGUCCUAGUGGAACAAUUUAAAGAUGAGUUUACAGAAGAAUAUAUGAGAAGGAGGUUUUAUUAUAGACAGACGUAUAAAAAGGGAGAAAGAAUUUUGUCAGAUAUAGAUGAAAUAUUAGUAGUUUAUACGCAAAAGGAUAAUAAUAACGUAUAA